Molecule: messenger RNA, 941 nt
Organism: Loxodonta africana (African savanna elephant)
Lineage: Eukaryota; Metazoa; Chordata; Mammalia; Proboscidea; Elephantidae
Gene: UCP2
Product: uncoupling protein 2
Exons: 6
Coding region: 12-941 (309 amino acids)
Biological process (GO): response to cold; adaptive thermogenesis; mitochondrial transmembrane transport
Molecular function (GO): oxidative phosphorylation uncoupler activity
Source: RefSeq, a predicted model, not a curated record
AAAUCAGUAUCAUGGUUGGGUUCAAGGCCACAGAUGUGCCCCCGACUGCCACUGUGAAGUUCCUGGGGGCUGGCACGGCCGCCUGCAUUGCAGAUCUGAUCACCUUCCCCCUGGAUACCGCUAAAGUCCGGCUGCAGAUCCAAGGAGAAGGUAAGGGGCCAGUGCGGGCCAUGGCCAGCACUCAGUACCGCGGCGUGCUGGGGACCAUCCUGACCAUGGUGCGCACAGAGGGCCCCUGCAGCCUCUACAACGGGCUGGUCGCUGGCCUGCAGCGUCAGAUGAGCUUUGCCUCUGUCCGCAUCGGCCUCUAUGACUCCGUGAAGCAGUUCUACACCAAAGGCUCUGAGCAUGCUGGCAUUGGUAGCCGCCUCCUGGCAGGCAGCACCACAGGUGCCCUGGCUGUGGCUGUGGCCCAGCCCACGGAUGUGGUGAAGGUCCGAUUCCAAGCUCAGGCCCGGGCUGGAGGUGGCCGGAGGUACCAAAGCACUGUGGAUGCCUACAAGACCAUUGCCCGGGAGGAAGGGUUCCGGGGACUCUGGAAAGGCACCUCUCCCAAUGUUGCUCGUAAUGCCAUUGUCAACUGUACUGAGCUGGUGACCUAUGACCUCAUCAAGGAUGCCCUCCUGAAAGCCAACCUCAUGACAGAUGACCUCCCUUGCCAUUUCACCUCUGCCUUCGGGGCAGGCUUCUGCACCACCGUCAUCGCCUCCCCUGUCGACGUAGUCAAGACGAGAUAUAUGAACUCUGCCCUGGGCCAGUACAGCAGCGCUGGUCACUGUGCCCUUACCAUGCUCCAGAAGGAGGGGCCCCGAGCCUUCUACAAAGGGUUUAUGCCCUCCUUUCUUCGCUUGGGUUCCUGGAAUGUGGUGAUGUUUGUCACCUAUGAGCAGCUGAAACGAGCCCUCAUGGCUGCCUGCACUUCCCGGGAGGCUCCCCUUUGA